This is a messenger RNA of Didymosphaeria variabile, 1497 nucleotides long. RefSeq lists its product as uncharacterized. Gene Ontology annotation, cellular component: cytoplasm. Gene Ontology annotation, molecular function: oxidoreductase activity. The transcript has 2 exons. Bases 1 to 1497 code for a protein of 498 amino acids. Lineage: Eukaryota; Fungi; Ascomycota; Dothideomycetes; Pleosporales; Didymosphaeriaceae. The record is from RefSeq and is a predicted model, not a curated record.
AUGAAAAUCGAGGAACCUUCUAAUCACCCCUCAGUUGGCGCGCCUCGACCGCACACUGGGGCAAAGGCACAGCAAAGCACUAUGACAAUGGAAGACCGAGGACGCAUCCCCGUCGGCCCGCCCAUCGCCAAUCCUCUUCACUCCUACUGGCAGCAUCCCAAAUCUCCACUCGCAGCAGUAAUCGAGCCCGAAUGUGCCAAUCCCACUCAGCCCUACGACUACGCCAUCAUCGGCUCAGGGAUAUCCGGAACGAUGAUCGCAUACAACCUGUUCAAGACCAAUCCCUCGGCGCGCAUCGUCAUGAUCGACGCACGAGAGAUCUGCUCUGGAGCGACUGGGCGAAACGGGGGACACACGAAAGCUGGCUCGUAUCGCACGUACAUGCAACACAAGAAAGAGGUGGGGAAAGACGAAGCGUUAAAAUUAACCAGGCUUGAGUAUGCGAACAUCAUUGAAACGCAUGCGUUGGCGAAAGAGCUUGGAAUCGAGUGCGAAAGCCAAGUGUGUAAUACAGUCGACGUUAUCUACGACCAGCGGACCUUCGAAGAGGGAAAGAAAGCCAUCGAGGAAUUGGAGGCCGAUGCGACUGAAGAAGAGCGGCAAACCGGGAAAAUGGCCGGUUACAGAAUCUACCAAGCCAACGACGGCAUAAAGCAGAAAUUCUGGGUAGACGACACGAACAGCAAUCCCGCAGCUGGAGAAGAGAAAGAGAAAGUAGCAGGUGCAUUCGAGUACCUCGCCGGCAAAAUUCACGCCUACCGCUUCGCAACCGGCAUCCUAAAGCAUAUCGUGCAGAACAACGCCCUUCAACUCUCGCGCACCGUCAUCCUCGCAACAAACGGCUACACACCGUACCUCCUCCCCACCCUCCAAGGCGCCAUCGUCCCUCUCCGCGGCCAAAUCAUCGCUUCAAAGCCGCCUCCCACAGCUCGACAUCCCAGCGUGCUACCGAAGACGUAUUCUUUCAUCUACGGGGACGGCUACGAGUACAUGAUCCCGCGCCAACUCCCCGACGGCGGACAACACAUCGUCAUCGGCGGCGGCCUCGGACGCCUGGCUAAUGCGGGGGCGUCCGAGUACGGUACCGUGGACGAUAGUUGUCUUAAUGAAGAGGUAUCGACGUAUCUUCACGGCACGGUGGAGGGCUACUUCGGGGCUCCUACAUCCUCGUCAUCCGCGCAGGACGCGCCCGAGUACGAGAUCGUGCAUGAGUGGACGGGCAUCAUGGGCGCAACGGCGGAUGGGCGACCGUUUGUGGGCGAGGUUCCGGGGCAGAAGGGGGUUUGGAUCAGUGCGGGGUUUAAUGGGCAUGGGAUGGUGCUGUGUUUGAAGGCUGCAGAGGCGCUGGUGGGGAUGAUGGAUGGGAAGAGCCUAGAUUGGUUCCCGGAGAGUUUUCUCAUCAGUGAAGAGAGGGUUGGUAAGGCGCGCUUUGGGGGGAGGACGGAUAUGCGGGUUCCGGAAACGGGGGAGGGCCCGGUAGGAACGGGGGAGAGUUGA